Messenger RNA from Penicillium oxalicum, 432 nucleotides. RefSeq lists its product as uncharacterized. The transcript has 2 exons. Bases 1 to 432 code for a protein of 143 amino acids. The record is from RefSeq and is a predicted model, not a curated record. Gene Ontology annotation, cellular component: mitochondrion. NCBI's taxonomy places the organism in Eukaryota, Fungi, Ascomycota, Eurotiomycetes, Eurotiales, Aspergillaceae.
AUGGCUUCCACGUCAGAAUCUUCCGACCCUUCCGCGACAAUUCCCGUGACCAAAAAAUACAACUUCCGGAAUCCAUUACCUUUGUCGGCCUCUCAAGAGCAGGAAGUGAAGCAAUUGUACUACAAGCGCGUACGAGCUCGCUGUGCCCCGGAAAUCAAAGCCUUCGCUGAGUGUGCUGUCAAUCGAACCGUCACUGCGACAUGGGUCUGUCGACAGCAGCGACUCGCCAUGAAUGCGUGCAUGGUCACACACGCCAACAAUAGGGAAGAGGAAGACCGAGCUCGAGAGGAGUGGUUCGCAACAUACGAAGAGCGACGUCGUGUCAAAGAAGAGGAAUUGAAACGUGUGGAGCAGCGCCGAGCCGAAGUUAUCACAAUGAUGCGUCAGGACGAGGAGCGAAGGAGACAGCAGCAGCAGAGUGAAGGAAAAUGA